Molecule: messenger RNA, 3979 nt
Organism: Manis pentadactyla (Chinese pangolin)
Lineage: Eukaryota; Metazoa; Chordata; Mammalia; Pholidota; Manidae
Gene: CCNF
Product: cyclin F
Exons: 17
Coding region: 107-2656 (849 amino acids)
Biological process (GO): regulation of cyclin-dependent protein serine/threonine kinase activity; mitotic cell cycle phase transition
Cellular component (GO): cytoplasm; centrosome; nucleus
Molecular function (GO): protein binding; cyclin-dependent protein serine/threonine kinase regulator activity
Source: RefSeq, a predicted model, not a curated record
GUGCGCCUGCGCGGGGCGGCACGGAGCUGGAGACUGGGCGGCUUAGGCUGAGGAGGAGGAGGAGGAGGAGGCGGCGGCGGCGGCGGCGGCGGCGGUGGCGGUGGUGAUGGGGGCCGGCGGCGUGCUCCACUGUAGGUGCGCCAAGUGUUUCUGUUAUCCUGCAAAGCGAAGAAUCAGAAGAAGACCCCGAAACGUAACCAUCUUGAAUCUCCCUGAAGAUGUGCUCUUUCACAUCCUGAAAUGGCUUUCUGUCAGCGACAUCCUCGCUGUGCGAGCUGUGCACUCCCACCUGAAGUACCUGGUGGACAACCACGCCAGCGUGUGGGCAUGUGCCAGCUUCCAGGAGCUGUGGCCUUCCCCAAAGAACCUAAAGCUCUUUGAAAGGGCCGCUGAAAAGGGAAAUUUUGAAGCUGCUGUGAAGCUCGGCAUAGCCUACCUUUACAAUGAAGGCCUGUCUGUGUCUGAUGAGGCCCGGGCAGAAGUGAAUGGCCUGAAGGCCUCUCGCUUCUUUAACCUUGCUGAGCGGCUGAAUGUGGCUGCCGUGCCCUUCAUCUGGCUCUUCAUCCGCCCGCCGUGGUCAGUGUCCGGGAGCUGCUGCAAGGCCGUGGUUCACGAGAGCCUCAGGGCAGAGUGCCAGCUGCAGAAAACUCACAGAGCAUCCAUACUGCACUGCUUGGGGAGAGUGCUGAGUCUCUUCGAGGAUGUGGAGAAGAGGAAGCAGGCCCGUGACCUGUUUGAAGAGUCUGCUAAUCAGGGAUGUUUGUCCAGCUCGUACCUCCUCUGGGAAAGUGACAGAAAGACAGAUAUGUCAGAUCCUGGGCGAUGCCUCCACAGCUUCCGGAGACUCAGGGACUAUGCAGCCAAAGGCUGCUGGGAAGCGCAGCUGUCUUUAGCCAAAGCCUGCGCAAAUGGACACCAGCUUGGACUGGAAGCCAGAGUUGCCAACGAGAUAGUGAGCCAGCUCUUCCAGGCCUCCCAUCCCGUGGGCAAGCAGCAGGCCUUCUCCUUGCAGAGAGGCCUCAACGACACCAUGAGGUACAUUCUGAUCGACUGGCUGGUGGAAGUCGCCACCAUGAAGGACUUCACGAGCCUGUGCCUUCACCUGACUGUGGAGUGCGUGGACCGGUAUCUGCGGAGAAGGCCGGUGCCCCGGUACAGGCUCCAGCUGCUGGGCAUCGCCUGCAUGGUCAUCUGCACCCGGUUCAUCAGCAAAGAGAUCCUGACGAUCCGAGAGGCUGUGUGGCUCACGGACAACACGUACAAGUACGAAGACUUGGUGAGGAUGAUGGGGGAAAUCAUCUCAGCCCUGGAAGGGAGGAUACGAGUCCCCACUGUGGUCGAUUACAAAGAUGUCCUGCUGACGCUGGCCCCCAUGGCACCAAGAACCCAGCACCUGUGCAGCUUCCUUUGCGAGCUCUCCCUGCUGCACACCAGCCUGGCCGCCUAUGCCCCAGCCCACCUGGCUGCUGCCGCCCUACUGCUGGCGAGGCUGACGCAUGGGCAGACACAGCCCUGGACCACUCGGCUGUGGGACCUCACUGGGUUCUCCUAUGAAGACCUCAUACCCUGUGUCUUGAACCUUCAUCAAAAGUGCUUCCACGACGAUGCCCCCAAGGACUACCGGCAGGUUGCUCUGACUGCUGUGAAGCAGCGAUUCGAGGACAAACGCUAUGAAGAGAUCAGCCAGGAAGAGGUGCUGAGCUACAGCCAGCUCUGUGCAGCUCUAGGCGUGAAGCAGGAGAGCCCAGAGCCCACAUCCUUCCUCAGCUCAGGGGACAUCCACACCUUCCUCAGCUCUCCUGGGAGGAGAACCAAGCGGAAGCGGGAGAAUAGCCUGCAGGAGGACAGGGGCAGCUUCGUCACCACGCCCACCGCCGAGCUAUCCAGCCAGGAGGAGACACUGCUGGGCAGCUUCCUGGACUGGAGCCUGGACUGCUGCUCGGGCUACGAGGGUGACCAGGAGAGUGAGGGCGAGAAGGAGGGCGAUGGUGAGCUCUCACGGGGACAGGGAGCCCCCGCAGAGCCCCAGCCCCAGCACACCGCCCACUGGGAGGGAAGAGUGACGGCUCCCAGUGGCAUCCUUGAUGUCACUGUGGUCUACUUGAACCCAGAACAGCACUGCUGCCAGGAAUCAAGCGAUGAGGAUGAAGGACACCAGGACUCACAUGCCUCCGCAGCACACACCCAGAUGCCUCCAUCGCCAGGGCCCGUGCCCCUUCUCUGUGGCAGGAGGGAGCCGGGCAUGGACGUUAUGACCUCAGGGUACUCCUCCGUCAGUAGCUCGAGUCCCACAAACUCCGUGGACGGCGGCUUGGGGGGCCCUCCCCGAUCUACCUCAGUGCUCUCCCCAGGCAGCCACUCAAGCACACAGCCUUGCCACCAUCGUGCCAGGAAGUCAUGUUUACAUUGCCGGCCCCUGAGCUCCCCGGAGAGCAGCUUUCCCUGGCGACAGGUAAAGAAGAAAAACCUUUCUGUCCACAGUGAGUUGGAGGAAGACAUGAACUUGAGCUUCCUGAAGCUGUGUCAGGGCAUUUGCCACAAUGAAUGUUUACCGAGGCCGGAGGGCUGCUGCGCCGGCCGCAUGGGGGCGCUGGAGAGCGGUGCCUCCCCGUGCAGACCCUGCAGCAGCCUCUCCUGUCGCGAGAACAGGCACUAACUCCUUUCCCCGGGACCCACGCGAGCCGGCAGAAUAUCUGAAUCAAAACCAAAACUCAGAACCCUGUUGCUGGAAAGUUUACCCUCAGAGCAAUCAUGCCACACUGUGAAGCCAGUUUAUCUUGUUCCCUCCUGAGUCCCAUCCUGCUCUCUCCAGGAAGCUUCAGCCUAUGUCCUGACUUCCUCAGCCCCACUGAGCCCCACCUCAGGAGCCCCCAGGGUGCACAGUUGAGGACAGGGGAACCCAGGGAGCUGGGUUCUGCUCAUCCCUCCCUACAUCUAACUAGUUCUGGGUACAAGGGGAGCUGACAACUGUGAGCACACCACUGUCCCUGAGGACAUCUGCUCCCUUCCUCACUGGGCAGUGGGUUCUGUGGAGAGGGAGCCCAGCUCUGACCAUUGUUGUGGGCUCCACAUGGCCACCAAGCAGGAGCCCUCACUUUGCAGGCCAGCACCGGGAUGUCCUGGUCAUAGGCCUGUAUUCUCUGCUCAUUUGAGAAUCUUUAUCCCCUCCCAGAAUAAUUUGUCUCUGUCCGCAUAAACCUCUCUUUGCACUGAAUUCUGGGCUAUUUCUUUUCCUGUCUUUAUUCUCAUUCUUCUAAAAUGAAAACUAAAAUUAAAAAUAGAAGGUAUUAAAUUGAUGGUAAAAUUUUAAAUAUUAUUUUGGUUCAGCUGAAAAUAGAAAAUCUGAUUCAGGCUCCUCAAUGCUAUCCUAACAUUCUAUGCAAAAAGAAUUUUCCCAGAGAAGUUAGCCAGAAAAAAUUAUACAUCAUAUUUAACAUCUUGAGGUGACCAAGGUUUGAAAGAGCAAGAUUAAAAGGACCUGUCCCUGUCUGCUGGGUGAGCCUAGAUCUGCUCUGGGACCCCAGGAGCAAUGAGCCACAGACAUUCCAUGGGGCCAGGAGCCAGCCGGUCUGAGAGCUUCUGAAGGCUGACCCUGACCCCACAAAUGGCUGUAUCACCAACACACUCAUCUACUGGCAUAGUUCCUGUUUCCUCUCAUGUCAGAGAGAACUUCCUGGCGAGGAAUGUCCCCCAAAUGCUCUUUCCCCAGAACUGCAGGGACACGCUGACUCAGUGGCUUAUCUUGGUGCUUGUGUGUGUGAUGACAUCCCUGUGGGGGCCAUCUUUCUGCUUCUGUGGGAGAAUUCUGGCCAUCCUGGGCACAUGUCUGGGGUGAGGGGGACCCUGACACUGGAAUUGCAGACCUCUUGUUGACUGUGCCUCUGGGCAUGUGUGAGCCUCAGUUUACUCAUCUGUAAGGUGGGGCAAUAAUACCUACCUCACAGGGGUGUUGUGAGGAUUAAAUGUGAUAAAGAUGGUG